This is a messenger RNA of Arvicola amphibius (Eurasian water vole), 5373 nucleotides long. RefSeq names its product CD34 molecule (gene Cd34). The record is from RefSeq and is a predicted model, not a curated record. Gene Ontology annotation, cellular component: membrane. The coding region runs from base 53 to 1204 and encodes 383 amino acids. The transcript has 8 exons. Gene Ontology annotation, biological process: cell-matrix adhesion. NCBI's taxonomy places the organism in Eukaryota, Metazoa, Chordata, Mammalia, Rodentia, Cricetidae.
UCCCGCGCCCGGCGCCUCCUGCACCGACGCAUCUCCGGAGCGGUGCACGAGAAUGCAGGUCCACAGGGACGCACACGCGGGGCUCCUGCUGCCGUGGGGCUGGGUGACUAUCUGCCUGAUGAGUCUGCUGCAUCUAAACAACUUGACCUCUGUUGCCACGGAGACUACCGUCCCAGGAAUAUCUCCAUCAGUUCCUAAAAAUGAGUCCAAUGAGGAAACUACCACACUUAGCAUCCCUGGAAAUACCAGCUCCUACUUCCUUUCUCAGGAAGGCAAUGAGACCACACCAGCCAUCUCAGAGACAACGGUCAACUUUACUGCUACUUCUGGGAUUCCUUCAGGCUCUGGAACCACACAAGCUUUUGUGCAAUCACAGACAUUCCCAACCAUCACACUGCCCACCACUUCAGACAAUGCUUCCACUUCAGAGAUGACCUUGAAGCCCAGCGUGCCAUCUGUAAACGUUUCUGAUUACUCACCUACUAAUAUCAGUUCCGAGAUGAUAUCAACCACUGAAUCAUAUGCAUACACAUCAUCUUCUACUGUCCCAAUUACUAUCAAGGGAGAAAUCAAAUGUUCAGGAAUCCGAGAAGUGAGGUUGGCCCAGGGCAUCUGCCUGGAACUAGGUGAAGCAUCUAGUUGUGAUGAAUUUAAGAAGGAAAAAGGAGAGGGCCUAACCCAAAUACUGUGUGAGAAGGAGGAGGCUGAGGCUGAUGCUGGUGCUAGUGUCUGCUCCUUGCUUCUAGCCCAGUCUGAGGUUAGACCCGAGUGUUUGCUGAUGGUCUUGGCCAAUAGCACAGAACUUUCCAGCAAACUCCAGCUUAUGGAAAAGCACCAGUCUGACUUGAGAAAGCUGGGGAUCCAAGGCUUCAAUAAACAAGAUAUUGGGAGUCACCAGAGCUAUUCCCGAAAGACUCUGAUUGCACUGGUCACCUCGGGAGUCCUGCUGGCCAUCUUGGGCACCACUGGCUAUUUCCUGAUGAAUCGCCGCAGUUGGAGCCCCACAGGAGAAAGGCUGGGUGAAGACCCUUAUUACACGGAGAAUGGUGGAGGCCAGGGCUAUAGCUCAGGACCUGGGGCCUCCCCUGAGACUCAGGGAAAGGCCAGUGUGACCCGAGGGGCUCAGGAGAACGGGACCGGCCAGGCCACUUCCAGAAACGGCCAUUCAGGAAGACAACAUGUGGUGGCUGACACAGAACUGUGACUUGGCUGGGUGGGCAAAACUGGGUGGUAUCCAGGAAAGUGGCAUCUCUGCCUCUGACCUCAUGCUGCCUCCAGCUCAUGUCCUACCUUCUUACAUCACACACAUUUUAGAGACUGUUCCCAGGACUUUUCACCUUUGUGGAGGCAAAUAAACUGCCUUCUGAACGUUCAGCUCCCUGAACCCAAACUCUGACCUUUGGGUCAAGUUGUGAUGUAGAGAAGCCUAGGUCUAGAGAAGCUGCCAAGAAAACUGGUGGCUAUGUAGCACUUGCCUUGGGUCUUGUCUUCCUCUUCUCUUGCCUCUUUACAGUGACUCUUGGGAAGACUAGUUUUUCUAAGCUAUACCUUCCUCCCAAGAAACUUUGAUUUUUACUGUUUCUUCUUUCCGUUUUCUUCCCCUACUUUAGGGAAGCCAAGGUAUUCACUGACAUCUGCACCCUUAUAAGAAUACAGCCAGAAAACAGUACAUCCCUUAUACUCUUCAAGACACUGUGCAUUUAGUCACCAACUUCUUUCUUGGUCGCAUGUUCCUGAAUAUCUGUCUACAGAGGCCAGGACAACUUUCUGUCUGGUUCCUGAUACUGGGCUCCAUGCUUUAAAGCAACAGCUCACCUAGUCUCUUGGGGCCUCACAGAAAUUCUCAUCGGUUCAAUGUAGACAGAACAGUGGAACUAGUCUUUCAACUGAGCCUCUUUUUUUAUUUUGUUUUGUUUUUUGUUAUGAUUGAACCCAGAACUUCACGCAUAUUAGGCAAGUGCUCUACCACUGAGCUAUAUCCUCAGCCCUCUUCCUUCUUCUUAUUUAGAGACAAGGUUUUAUGUAGGUGACCAGGCUUGCCUUGGACUAUGCAGUCAGGCAGGCCUUAAACUUAAACUCUUACUUUAGGCUUCCAAGUAGCUUGAAUUACAGGUCUGAACUACCAGGCUCAGUUGAACUCUAUAACCUCCUGAGCUCUUCAGAAGAAUCCUUUUGCUGUGAGGCUCCUAACCUUCUGUAACUCUACGACUCUCCCCACCCUCUGACUCCUGGGGGAGCUGUGGCCUCAGUCCCCUGGUAGACUCUUUCUGUCUGUGCCUUUCCUAGCUCAACCCCCUUCAAGACUACAAUCUUCCUCUCCUGGGUCUGACCCAGGACCCCUUCUCUAAUUUUUCCAUGGGGGGUGGGGUGGGGGAAGAACAGGGAUCCUGAUUUCAAUGAGACUGGAAACAGAACUUCCCAGAGAUGAGAAGAUUGGGUGACUUUUUUUCUGAAUAAACAAUGAUGAGUGAGAAUAAUAUAAUUAAAGUGAUGAUAAAAUCUGUGCUGUGGCCUAUCAUGCUGAGUGUGCUAAGUGACAGGGUAGCUUCCAUUUCAGGCCUGGGGAAACUGUGUGGCAAUAUGGGGGAGGUCAACCAAGGAGGAGCUCUGCAUAGGGAGGGACUCAGAGACCAGACAGGAUGCCCAGAGCUUGUGACUUUUUGAAAUGUUCCCUUUCAUGCUGGGAGGCAGAGAGGCCAGAAGCUUUCUAUAGUGGAGAGAAGGGCAGGCUACAAUGCCUUUCAGUGCCCUUCAAUGCCCUGCAAUGCUCCUUCAGGAGGAUGAGGAAUGUUGGUUAUUCAAAAACACCAUUCCAAGAAGAGGGGCAUGUGAGUGACCGCAUGAAAAACAUACAAAACAAAGGAAAGGAUUUUUGUUCUGGGCAGCCUUUGUUACCUGCUCAUUCACUAACCCAGCUCAUGGUAUGACCAGAAAUAACUAUAUGAAGUCUAUUCUGGAGCUAGUUGCCAACUCCCAGAUACAGCAGCCCUAUGUAAGGACUUGUCCAUGCCAGAUUCCAGGUGACCUGCCCCCAUGCCACAUGAAGUGGAAGAGGGGCACUGCUAGAUUUUCAGCGGCAUCUGGGAACAUCCAUGUGCCAAAUAAAGGCUGAUUCUUCCAGUCUUAUUGUGCUUAAACCAGGCAUAUCCCCAGCUCAUUUCUUGCUGGCUUUUGCCUAACUUUGCUCAAAGAGACUCCCCCCUAGGAUUAAGAAAGCCGAGGGACAAGGCUAGACCUUGCCCAAAAGGUGGUGCGUGUUUGGAGCAUCAGAGAGAAGAAAGAUGGUGAUUGAAGAUAAAAUUCUAGAUAGUCACCAUUUAAUAUCAUGCCUUGUAUUGAGUUACCAGUUAAGGGCCUGGCUUUGGUUAGUGGUGUCUGGAAAGUAGUGGGAAUGGAGUCCUUGGAAACAUCAGAGGGAGAAAAGAAGCUAUGGGGCCUCAGGGCCAUUUUACCCUGCAUUUCUGAGGAUGUAGGCUUUAGGGGAAAGGUGUGUAUGUGCUGGGGGUAGAUGGAGUAGUGGCUUACUCCAAAGGCCUCAUUUGCUUCCUAAAGCCUUACUUUCCACUAGGUCUGCAAAUCAUGAUGCAGCAAUGGCACCACCUGCUGGCUCCACUGGGUUCCCACUAUUCAGUCUCAGAACUGGUACUUGAUGUGUGCUGGGUUUCUCUCUGGUGCUGUCCUACCCUUAACAGUCUAGUCAAGUUUAUCUCAUUCGUAGCACAUACACAACUAUAGAAAGGUAACGAUGGAGAGGACUUUAAAUAUAUAUUCAGUACAACUUUCUGUGUAGAGCUAACCACACUAAGCCUUUAGGAAGAUGUCCUGCUCUUAGCAUCCUGCUCUUCUGCAGAGGCCUCUAGGUUCCUCCAGUUAGCUGCCUCAAUGCCAGUGGCAUGUUUCAGAGUGAGUUUGUGACUACAUUUUUUUUUUGCAUCAUUUUACCAUUGUGUGCCAUGCCAGGACUCAAAACCCUAGCAGACUCUGAGCCUAGAAACAAAAUUUUUAGGAGGCGAUGAGGUUGCACACAUGUACCCUUCUGCCAACUUUUUAUCUGAGCAGAUAAAUAAAUGAUUUGUCUUUCAAGUCUGGACAGGCAUAUUAUCUCCUUUCUAUAUCUUCUUGAUAAAUCAAUCUUGUUUCAUGACAUAAGGCCAGGGAGAGGCAAAUAGUUUUGUGUAAUAGGAUGUUACUCAUUUCUUUACAAACCUACUCAUGGCCCAAUGAUUUUUUUCUAUCAAAAUUUAGCCAUUAAACACAUUUUAUUGAGUAUACUCUGUGUAGUGGAUGCUCUAUAGACAGGAUGAAGCAGACAUUCAUAGAACUUCUAGCUCUAGAAGAAGAGAAAGGGCAAAAAUAGUUUACCUCAGCAAACAUAUACAUACAUUUUCAAGUAAUAUAUAGAACCAUAAAAUGCAUAUGAGUUUCCCCUUCAAUAUAUUCCAGGACCUUUGGUGGAUUUAAACCUUAGAUAGUACUGAGGCCUGCAGACAAUCACUGUAAUACUUUAAGAGUUGACCUGGUAACCGUGACAACUAUCAAAGGACAGAACCCCAUUUGAGGAGUUCCCUCCACCACAUUGGCCUGUAGGCAUUCUGUGUGGCAUUUUCUUAAUUGUUGAUGAAUAUAGGAGGGCAGUCCUGGGAAGUAUAAGAAAGACAGCUGAACCUGAGCCUGAGAACAAGGCAGUAAGAAACACCCCCCCCCCCCAAAUACACACAAACACAAUCUGUGCUUCAGUUCUUGCCUUCAGGUCCCUGUCUUGAGCUCUUGAUGUAAGCCAGGUAAGCUCUUUCAUCUCCAAGUUGUUUUUGGUCAGUGUUUUAUCACAUCUACAGACAAAACUAGGACAGAAAUGAAUUGUUCCUUUCAUAGCUUUUUAUGGAACUUUUGUGGGCACUUCCAUUAUUUUGCUAGCAAUUUUAGACACCACUGGCAAUCAAACUGAUGAGACUGUUUUACCUAAGAAGUUAGUAUUCAAUAAGCAUAAUAAUCCUGUCUUGUCUUCCCUGAGCACAGCUUACCAAAGAUGAACACAGCACAAUGUAAUUCAGAGAUGGAAACACAAGCAGAUGAAGCAAUCAGAGCAACCAUUCAGUGAUGGACUCUGAAACUUAAGGGUCUCAGACACAAAACUAUAGACCAGCAGUUCUUCUAAAUGCUAAUUCAUCUGAAUGUCAUUGAUCUUGCUCAAGCAAUUCACUUUCCUCUGAAUGUCAAGACUCUCCCACAGAAGGAUUUCUUGAGUUACCCUUGGUUCAUGAAUAGAACUGUUUAGACCUGCCUGAGCUGCUUUGUGAUCAAUCCAUGAGAGUCUGGAGUCAGCCUACAACUGAAUUUUGCUCUGAUACUAUGUGACCUUGAGUGUAUUAUAUU